This is a messenger RNA of Anarrhichthys ocellatus (wolf-eel), 999 nucleotides long. RefSeq names its product protein tilB homolog. Bases 6 to 812 code for a protein of 268 amino acids. The transcript has 5 exons. The record is from RefSeq and is a predicted model, not a curated record. Gene Ontology annotation, biological process: outer dynein arm assembly. Gene Ontology annotation, molecular function: protein binding. Gene Ontology annotation, cellular component: cytoplasm. Lineage: Eukaryota; Metazoa; Chordata; Actinopteri; Perciformes; Anarhichadidae.
AGGACAUGGUCCGCCGGCGGGCCGAGCACAACGAGUGUGAGAUCUUCUCCCUGGAGGAGGUUUCUCUGCACCAGCAGGACAUCGAGAGGAUGGAGCACCUGGACAGGUGGUGCAGAGAGCUGAGGAUCCUCUACCUGCAGAGCAACCUCAUACCAAGGAUCGGUGGGGGAACCGCGGUCAGAACCGCAAAGCAGAAUGUCGGCCGCCUGAAGAAGCUGCAGUAUUUGAAUCUGGCCUUGAACAACAUUGAAGUCAUUGAAAACCUUGAAGGCUGUGAGAGCCUCCAGAAACUGGACCUGACAGUGAACUUCGUGGGCCUUCUGAGCAGCGUUGAGUCUCUGCAGCACAACGUCCACCUCACGGAGCUCUUCCUGGUGGGGAACCCCUGCGCUCAGUUCGAGGGCUACCGGCAGUACGUGGUGGCUGCUCUGCCUCAGCUCAUGUGGCUGGACGGGACGGUGAUCAGCCGGUCGGAGAGGAUUCGAGCCUCUCAGGGCCUUGAGGAGGCGAGGAGGCGAGUGUGGGAGCAGGAGGAGGAGUACUUGAAGAGGAGAGGCACGGAGAAAGAGGAGGCGCUGAGGGAGAAAGGAGACGAGGAGAGGAAGCCAGGCUUCGACGGCCGCUGGUACACUGACAUCAACACGGCCGCCCCAGCGUUGGCGGAGAACCAGGAGAACCGGGAGGUGGAGGAGAACCUGGACGAGGAGCGGCGGGAGCAGGAGUUCUGGCACACGCCGUGUUCGUUCACGCCCGAGUCUCGUCUGGAGGCUCACCGCCACCUGGAGGAGAAGAAGAAGACGAAGGAGAAGUAAGUGUUUUUAAACUCAGUUUGGUCUCAUUAGAGCUCCUCAGAGUUCAUCCUCUCACCGUAGCUCCGAAAUCACAUUAAAAUACUGCGUGUGGAGAGAAAAGUCUUUAAUAUUUAUAUAUAAAACUCUACUUCCUGAAACAGAAAUGCCUCAGCUACAACCAAUGAGACACACAAACUGUUUCUCAAUC